Molecule: messenger RNA, 339 nt
Organism: Cetraspora pellucida
Lineage: Eukaryota; Fungi; Glomeromycota; Glomeromycetes; Diversisporales; Gigasporaceae
Source: the annotation of a GenBank genome assembly
AUGGAAAAUGAAGUUAGAAAAUUUGAAAGAGAGUGUGAUAAGCAAAGAGUUGGAUUUUUAGUUUCUAAUGUUUAUAUUUCUGACGAAGCUAUUAAACGAAUAGAAAAUAAUGAUAAAAUGUAUUUAUGUCAUGAAAAUGAAAUAGUUGAUGUUAUUAAGAAUGUUGAAAAACAUACACAUAAUAUAAAUGAGUUAAUUGAAGAAAUUGAGUUUUAUAAUGAAUUACAAAAAGAAAUAAUUAAGUUUAAAGAUUUUGAUAAACCUGUAAAAACUGAUAAAGAGAAAAAAACUAAAGGAAAAGUUUUUGAAUAUUUUCUUUAUGAAUUAGCAACACAUUAA